Varroa destructor (honeybee mite) is the source of this 2857-nucleotide messenger RNA. RefSeq lists its product as uncharacterized. Gene Ontology annotation, molecular function: microtubule binding. Lineage: Eukaryota; Metazoa; Arthropoda; Arachnida; Mesostigmata; Varroidae. Gene Ontology annotation, cellular component: nucleus; cytoplasm. The record is from RefSeq and is a predicted model, not a curated record.
CAGCGACGAACGACGUUCGAGUGUUGCCGACGUCGCUCGCGGAGACUCUGUAGCAGCAACGGCGACAGCGUCAGUAAUAGUUUGACGGUCAGGAAGGCGACCGGUGGUUUUUUGUGAGUCGCUCCGUCCAUCAUCUACUAACCGACAUAGAUCUGCUGCUACUGCAAGCGUGCCACACCGAAGAAGGAAGUUAGUUUUGUGACGAUUCCGCGCGUACAGCCUCGGAACCUGUAUACCAGAGACAGUGGAAGUGCCUAGUAGCGUGACAGCAGGCGACGAUUGUAACGGACUGAUCCCAUCAGAUAUAUUGAUCGACGAGCAUUGUUGUAGGAGAUGUUCAUGUAAUGACUGACUGGUUCCAUAGGCUGAAAAGCAAAGCAACGUCGGCUUCCAACGGAAAGCUGACAAAAGCCAAGUAAAGCUACUGACAUCUUGCACUCAGUCUAAUACUUCAUGUCGAUGAAAUAGUCAGCGCGCAUCGCCAACACGCGCGGACACAUACACUUAUGCAGCAUCAGUGUGAAACGGCAAGGGCGGACGACAUCGUAUGUUAGACUUCCGUUCUUGAGCUUUCCUGACUGGAGGUGCAGGACAGCUUUGUGUUUCCGGUCUAUAGGUGUUUCAUAUUUGUUCACCGAGCAAAAAUCGUAGCGGCGCUGUCGCAUAUUUCAUCUUCUACCAUUCUAGUCACGUGCUAAGUUUAUGCUACACAAACGUGAUUCAACGUCAUCAGGCAAAGAGACGAAAGCAGCAGAAAUAUAGCAGCGUUACGUGCAAUGCAGAGCUUUUGAUAGUAUUACGGUGUGACUACUGUGCCAUAUUACCGGGAAACCCGGCAGGCCAGUUGAACGACGAAAUUUCGUACAUUCAGGAAUAUAUGCGGUAUCAGUAUGUUCCCUAACCGACAGCACAGCUAGCGUGAGGAAUUACAUUGUCAAUCCGGCGGGGGGCGGGGGGGUGUGCCAUGUUCACAGCGGCAUAGGAAAUCAUUGUGGGAUCAUAUGGUCACAAGUGUAAGAUAAGCCAAUAGAAAGAUUUGUGAUGAGUAAAAAAUCGUCUUUUUUCCCCUUUUAUCGCCUGGAUUGAUGAUGCUGCUCACUUCUUCACUCGUGGCAGGACUGUCUAGAUUCGUGGUAAUGCAAGGGAACAAUAUUGCCAAUACUCUAAUCGAAGGGAGCAGGUACGUCGAUGUGCUGGCGGAAGAUGUGCGUCCCAGUCAGCUUGCCUUGCAAGACGAUGAGAUAUGUUUACUUGACAUUUAAGCGUCGGACAACGUCAUCAAAAAAAAAACUUUAACUUAAUGAAGCCGUCCUGUGAUUAACUGGUGUGUGUGUGCUGCGUGUGUGCGUGUGUCAGCGCGUAUGUGAAGGUGAACCAUAAGAGUGUCCUGUAAAUAAAUUUUUACUUGAAUCUUCAUUCACUGUGUAAAAUAGUUAGUUAUAAAUGAUGAUAGUUAACGUUCCGCGUCUCAGCGUCAUUGUAAAUCUGUGAAUCCGUCAUCUCGCUGCAUUGCGCUGUUGUUAUUACUGAUUCAUUUAUUCUUCUUCUGGCUGAAGAUAUGGAGGCCAAACGCUAGGUGAAUAUGAUGUUAGAUUUGCAGUUCGGAAUUAAUAAAGUACUCCCGUGACCACGAGAAAAACCUAAGAAGGUAACGUGAAUUCAACAGUGAUCACACCACAGGAGUUAUGUGAGAUGCCUGAACGAGCAUCAAGAACGAUGCUACUUCGGCAAGGGCCCGUGCGGCCCUCGAAAGUUCUGCUCGAGAGUGGCAGUCUUGCAGGGGAAGAGGACGGAACCAAAAAUGGUGAAGUUUCUGAAAAGGGAAAAAAAGGACUAUCUGAACGUAGUCCUACGUUCGUGAGACGGCCGCGAAGUGAUCUUGCUCCUGGCGUUCGGGUAGUGGUAAAGGGCGCUAAAAUGGGGACGAUAAGAUACGUAGGCGAGAUCCGUUUCGCCAUUGGCAUUUGGUGUGGGGUAGAACUUGACGAACCAGUGGGAAGGCAUAAUGGAGAAAAGUACGGGGUUCGUUAUUUCUACUGUAGAAACAACCACGGCAUUUAUGUGCCUGCUUACAAGGUUUUUCCUCUGGGACGCCUGAUCGAAGAAGUUUCUCCGUGUUCGAUGUCCUUAGAUGAACCCUGGAGUCUCGACACAGACUGUACAUCGCUUGUAUCGCGUAAAAGUGGAAGUUUCGAAGAGUUCCUACAGGAAACUCGAUUAAGCGAGAGCGAUAUUUGGCGUAUGCUCGCUAAUCAGCAACAGCAGUUAACGCCGGAGAAUUAUAAUCCUGAUUCUUCGUUCGCUGGAAUGGCACUAAACAAAAUUCCGUUGCGCGGCGCCGCAGGAGUGAAUCCUCGAAGUAAGAUUGGAAGCCCACCGUCUUCGCGCGUUCCGGAAACUUUGUUGAAUAACAGUCGACUACACCAGAUAACUUCAACACGCAGUAGUAACCUGCAAAAUCCCAGCAAAUCCAACUCGACAAUCCUUUCAGCUGGCCAGGUUUCAACUUCGAGAACCCGUGGCGUUGAACGUAAAGUUCUCGGGCCUUCUAAUCCAUCUUUGGAUGCAAAAAAAGUUGUGAUUGCGAUGGACCAUGCCAAGAAGAGUGAGAAACCAGUCACGAAGCUUCAACAACCACGAAACAAGCCGAUGGCUAGUCGGGCCUCACUGCUUCGCGAGAGCUUCACUAGAAUAAAGGAGAGUCUACCUAAACGGCAACUCGCACUCUGGACUCGUCGCCAAGGGACAAAUACUGACCGUGGCUUGCAUCGUGCCAGCUAUAAGCAUACAACUAGUUUUGUUUUUUUUUUACAGUAAAAUCCGUUUUAUUAUUGUACGCAUUGUGAAUGCACGCAAU